Messenger RNA from Hypoxylon fragiforme, 1543 nucleotides. RefSeq names its product putative o-acetylhomoserine sulfhydrylase. The coding region runs from base 117 to 1511 and encodes 464 amino acids. The transcript is spliced from 7 exons. The record is from RefSeq and is a predicted model, not a curated record. NCBI's taxonomy places the organism in Eukaryota, Fungi, Ascomycota, Sordariomycetes, Xylariales, Hypoxylaceae. Gene Ontology annotation, biological process: transsulfuration. Gene Ontology annotation, molecular function: pyridoxal phosphate binding; transferase activity, transferring alkyl or aryl (other than methyl) groups.
UGUUGCAUUGCAGUCACAGAACAGCCAACGGCGUCCGGGUAUUCACAGUAGCAAGCAUCUUAUCUUGGUGCGGGUAUGUAUCUUUGGCUGACGAAGUAGAGAUAGAGUGUGGGGACAUGGAGCCCGGCUUCGAUACGAUUGCCGUCCAUGGUGGGCAGGAACCCGAUCCCAUUAACGGGUCAAGAGCCGUACCCCUUUACCAGACUGCGGCGUAUAACUUCUCCGACGCCGCUGAUGGAGCAAGCAAAUUUGCUUGGUCCAGGGACGGGUAUGUCUACACGCGUAUGGGCAACCCUACCAACACGGUCUUCGAGAAUCGAAUGGCUAUGCUCGAGGGGGGUGUAGGAGCUGUGGCGACUGCAUCCGGUCACGCAGCACAGUUCAUGGCAUUGACGCAAUGUUGUGAACCCGGACACAAUUUUAUAAGUACUAGUUGGUUAUAUGGCGGCUCUUUCAACCAAUUUCGAGUAUACUUGAGCAAAUUUAAGAUCGACGUCAAAUGGGUCAUCGGGAACGACCCUGCGAAGUUCGACGCGGCUAUAGAUGAGAACACGCGGGCCAUCUACAUCGAGACGAUCAGCAACCCCAAGCACAGCGUUCCCGACAUCGCAGCGAUCGCCGCCGUAGCUCAUAAGCACGGCAUCCCUUUAAUUGUUGAUAAUACCUUUGGCAUGGGCGGGUAUCUAUGUCAGCCAAUUAAACUUGGGGCUGACAUCGUUACCCACUCGGCGACGAAAUGGAUCGGUGGACACGGAACCAGCAUGGGCGGUAUUGUGAUUGAUGGUGGGCACUUCGAUUGGAGCGCUUCGGGAAAGUUCCCCGGGUUUACGGAGCCUGCAGAAGGAUACCACGGGAUGAGAUUUUGGGAGACAUAUGGUAACAAGGCUCUAUCGGCUAAGCUGCGGAUGGACAGCAUGCGUGAUCUCGGCCCCUGCAUGAGUCCUUUCAACGCUUGGCUAUUUCUGCAAGGUUUGGAGACACUCCCACUCCGCGGCCAGAGAACCGUCGAGAAUACACUAAAGCUAGCCGAGUGGCUUGAGGCCAACCCGUGCGUCGCCUGGGUACUGUAUCCGGGCUUGAAGUCACAUGCGGACUAUGAGUUGGCAAAGAGGGUCAUGCCGAAGGGAACCGGCGGCGUCUUAACUUUUGGUGUGGCCGGAAAGGUUGAGCAGGUUCGGGCCGUCGUCGAUAAUCUGAAGAUGGCUAGCCAUUUGGCCAACGUUGGAGACUGCAAAACACUCAUUAUCCAUCCGUGGGUUACGACACACCAGCAGAUGCCUGACGAAGAGAAGAUUAAGGCCGAUCUUCUUCGGGUCAGUCUGGGAAUUGAAGAUUUCGAAGACAUCAAGCGGGAUUUUGAGCAGGCCUUCAAGGCGGCUGGACUCCAAACAGCGGAAAAGAACGGAAUAGACCCAUUUCAAACAGCUAUGAACCUCGUCAGCGGUGGGUUUAUGGGCAAACUGGCGACAGGUCCACCCAGACCUGGCACGGACGGUACUAUAGGGUCUUGAAGAAAAAGAAGAGAAUCAAGAGAUGAGGUUUC